Messenger RNA from Anguilla rostrata (American eel), 5913 nucleotides. It is a transcript of the gene abcc3, whose product is annotated as ATP-binding cassette, sub-family C (CFTR/MRP), member 3. Gene Ontology annotation, biological process: transmembrane transport. The record is from RefSeq and is a predicted model, not a curated record. The coding region runs from base 238 to 4845 and encodes 1535 amino acids. NCBI's taxonomy places the organism in Eukaryota, Metazoa, Chordata, Actinopteri, Anguilliformes, Anguillidae. Gene Ontology annotation, molecular function: ATP binding; ATP hydrolysis activity; ABC-type transporter activity. The transcript has 31 exons. Gene Ontology annotation, cellular component: membrane.
AAAUGCUACAACGAUCUACUCUGUAACAAGGGGAGAUAAAUCUGUAACGUAACACGGCAGAGACACUGGAGGCGGAGUGGAAGCGGAGUAGAACUCUGCUUUUAGAGAGAAUUUCUACUAGGCUACAUCACUGGUUCUGUACGUAGGCUGUGUUCUUUGUAUACUGAAGGGCGAAAGAACGCGAUACUAACUCGUAGUUGCCUACUAGGGAGAGGUGAAGCACCGAGGCGAAGCGGAAUGGAGCACUUUUGUGGAGCCCGUUUCUGGGAUGCCAAUUUGACCCUACACACAGACUCCCCUGACCUCACAAAAUGUUUUCAGAUGUCUGUGCUGUCAUGGAUACCUUGCAUCUACCUGUGGCUUGUCUUCUCAGUCUAUUUCCUGUAUCUGAAGAAGAACAACAAAGGCUACAUCAUGAUGUCACCGUUGAACAGAGUGAAAACGGUUAUUGGCCUGCUGUUAUGGAUUGUAUGUUGGACAGAUCUGUUUGCCUCAUUCCAUGAGAUACAGCCAGGAAACCCCCUACCACCUGUAUUCUUUGUCACCCCACUUGUAAUGGGUAUGACAAUGCUGCUGGCCACCUUCCUGAUUCAGUAUGAGCGUCUGCGAGGGGUUCAGUCCUCUGGAGUUCUUUUCAUAUUCUGGUUCCUGUCUGUAUUGUGUGCCAUUGUGCCUUUCCGCUCAAAGAUCAUCCAGGCCUCCGAGAAGGGUGAGAUAACAGACAAGCUGCGAUUCACCACCUUCUAUCUGUACUUUGGGCUGAUCCUGGCAGAGCUCAUCCUUUCCUGCUUCAAUGAGCGCCCGCCUCUCUUUUCCAGCGUGGUCACUGACCCUAACCCAUGUCCGGAGGCUACUGCAGGCUUCUUGUCAACCAUGACCUUCUGGUGGUUCACAAGUAUGGCUAUCAAGGGCUACAGAAAUCCUUUGGAGAACAAAGACCUGUGGUCCCUGAACAAACGAGACAGUUCAGAGGUUGUUGUACCCAAACUGCUCCAGGAAUGGAAGGCUGAAAACUCCAGAAUUCAGAGUGGUGACCAUGAGAAGGACGCUCAUGCCCUGUACUGCAAGACUCCAUCAGCCACGGAGGCCAACCAUGUAGGUGGAGGUGUGGAGGAGGCAGAGGUGUUGCUGUCUGAACAACAGGAGUCCAGGAAGCCUUCCUUCUUGCGUUGCCUGCUCAAAGCCUUCGGGCCCUACUUUCUCAUUGGCUCCGCCUACAAACUUUUGCAGGAUGUCAUCACAUUUGUCAACCCUGUGCUUCUCAGAUUGUUGAUCUCUUUCACAGAGCAGAAGGACGCACCACAGUGGUGGGGCUUUGCACUGGCGUUCCUGAUGUUUGCCUGCGCCUUACUGCAGACCCUCAUCCUGCACCAGCACUUUCAGUACUGCUUUGUCACUGGAAUGAGGCUCCGUACUGCCAUUGUCGGUGCCAUCUAUAGGAAGUCUCUGGUCAUCACCAACGCAGCCAGGCGUUCCGCUACUGUGGGUGAGAUCGUAAACCUGAUGUCAGUAGAUGCUCAACGCUUCAUGGAUCUCACGACCUUCCUCAAUAUGCUGUGGUCAGCGCCACUACAGAUCAUUCUGGCACUCUACUUCCUGUGGCAGUAUUUGGGUCCCUCUGUCCUGGCUGGGGUGGCUGUGAUGGUACUGCUGAUCCCCCUCAAUGCAGCCAUUGCCAUGAAGACCAGGGCAUUCCAGGUGGAGCAAAUGCAGUGCAAAGAUGCUCGCAUCAAGCUAAUGAAUGAGAUCCUUAAUGGCAUCAAGGUGCUGAAGCUGUAUGCCUGGGAGAACUCAUUCCAGGAGAAAGUCCUGCAGAUCCGCCACAAUGAGCUGAACGUGCUUCGCAAGAUGGCGUACCUCGGGGCAUUGUCCACCAUGGCCUGGACCAGCGCUCCUUUCAUGGUUGCCUUGACAACAUUUGCUGUGUAUGUGACAGUGGAUGAAAAUAACAUUCUAGAUGCCCAAAAGGCCUUUGUGUCCCUGUCUUUGUUCAAUAUUCUGAGAUUCCCCCUCAACAUGUUGCCCCAGGUCAUCAGCAGCAUUGUGCAGGCCAGUGUCUCUCUGAAACGCAUCCAGCAGUUCCUGAGUCAUGACGAGCUCGACCCUGACACCGUUGAUAGAAAAAACAUUGCAUCAGAUCAUGCUGUGACUGUUAUCAAUGGGAAAUUCACCUGGGCAAAAAGUGAACCUGCAGCCCUUCACAACAUCAAUCUGAUGGUGCCCAGUGGCUCCUUGCUUGCGGUGGUGGGAAACGUGGGCUGUGGGAAGUCUUCACUGCUGUCAGCGCUGUUGGGAGAGAUGGAGAAGCUGGAGGGGGAGAUCUCUAUACGGGGCUCAGUGGCCUAUGUGCCCCAGCAGGCUUGGAUACAGAAUGCCACACUGAGGGAUAAUAUCCUAUUUGGCAACCCUUACAAUGAGCAGAAAUACCGCUGUGUGCUGGACGCGUGUGCCCUCACCCCUGACCUAGAGGUCCUUCCUGGUGGCGACCAGACUGAAAUUGGAGAGAAGGGCAUUAACUUGUCCGGGGGACAGAGACAACGUGUUAGUUUGGCCCGGUCUCUGUACAGUGAGGCUGACGUGUACCUGCUAGAUGACCCCCUGUCUGCUGUGGAUGCUCAUGUGGCAAAGCACAUUUUUGACAAAGUUAUCGGUCCAGAGGGAGCUCUACAAGGAAAGACUCGAAUCCUGGUGACACAUGGCAUCAGCUUCUUGCCCCAGGUCGAUAACAUAAUGGUGAUAGUGGAUGGCAGGGUGUCCGAGAUGGGCUCCUACAAUGAUCUUCUCAAACAAAAUGGAGCCUUUGCUGAGUUCCUCAGGAACUAUGCGCUGGAAGACAUCACAGAGGAGGAUGAGGAAAUAGUGGCAAUGAUUGAAGAUGACGAUUUCCCUGAUGAUGCUUUGAGUAACCACGUAGACAUGGGGGAUGAGCCUGUUGUCAAUGAGACGAAGAGACAGUUCAUACGGCAAAUCAGUGUAAUUUCCAAUGAUAUGGAGAACCCAAAGAAGAUGUCCGUUCGGCAGCGACGCUGCAGUGAGAGGAAGCACGUGGAACCGCUAGAAAAGAAGCAGAAACCAGUGGAAAAACUAAUCCAGGCAGAGACCGCAGAGACAGGAAGGGUGAAAUUAAAGGUGUUCUGGGAGUAUGCCAAAGCCGUUGGGCCCUUGCUGUCCAUUUUCAUCUGCUUCCUUUAUGGCUGCCAGAAUGCAGCGGCCAUCGGAGCCAACAUCUGGCUGAGUCAGUGGACCAGUGAUUCUGGGCUCAAUCAGACUGAGCAGAAUACACAAAUGAGGGUGGGGGUGUAUGCUGCACUAGGCCUCACGCAAGGUGUUCUGCUUCUGGGCAUCUGUGUACUGUGCCGGGCCUACAGUAUGCUGAAGGCGGCCCGCUCCAUCCACUGCAACAUGCUCCACGCCAUCCUGAGAGCCCCACAGGCCUUUUUCCAAGCCACUCCCUCAGGGAGAAUUUUGAAUCGCUUCAGCAAAGAUGUGGACACAAUUGACUCUCACAUUCCAGAAAAUAUUGAUAUUUGGAUGCGCACUUUCUGGUACACAGUAAACGUGCUGCUCAUAUGCUCUGCCCUCACCCCUAUCUUCCUCAUAGUCAUAGUCCCAUUAAUGAUGUUCUAUUGGUGGGUCCAGAGAUUUUACGUGGCCACUUCUCGCCAGCUAAAGAGACUGGAGUCUGUCAGUAGGUCUCCUAUAUACUCUCACUUUUCUGAAACCAUCACAGGCACGAGUGUGAUCCGUGCAUACAUGAGGCAAGGUGCCUUCAUUCUCAUAAGUGAUAUGAAAGUGGAUGAGAACCAACGGAGUUACUACCCUGGCAUUGUUUCAAACCGGUGGCUGGGGGUUCGUGUUGAGUUCAUUGGGAACUGCAUUGUACUGUUUGCCGCACUGUUUGCUGUGAUGGGCAAGGACAGCCUAAGUCCAGGGCUUGUGGGACUUUCUGUGUCUUAUGCAUUGCAGGUAACCAUGUCCUUGAACUGGAUGGUAAGGAUGACCUCGGACUUGGAGAGCAAUAUUGUGGCGGUAGAACGAGUGAAGGAGUAUUCAGAGACACAGACUGAGGCUCCCUGGGAGAUAGAAGACAAGAAGCCACCCCCAGAGUGGCCAACCCAGGGGAAAGUGGAGUUCCAUGACUACAGUGUGAGGUACCGGGAGGGGCUGGAUCUUGUACUGAAGAACCUCACUCUCAGUGUAAAAGGAGGGGAGAAGAUUGGCAUUGUUGGAAGGACGGGGGCUGGAAAAUCCUCCAUGACCCUGUGCCUAUUCCGCUUGUUGGAGGCAGCAGGUGGAGAGAUUACCAUUGAUGAGGUGAAAAUCUCUGACAUUGGUCUUCAUGACCUCAGGUCCAAGCUUACAAUUAUUCCCCAGGAACCGGUCCUUUUCUCUGGGACUCUGAGAAUGAACCUUGACCCCUUUGAGAAGUACACUGAUGAGGAGGUGUGGAAAGCACUGGAAUUGUCCCACUUGAAAAAGUUUGUUAGCAACCAGCCUUCUAAACUCGACCUUGAAUGUUCUGAAGGUGGAGAAAACCUAAGUGUGGGCCAAAGACAGCUGGUUUGUUUGGCCCGGGCCCUGCUGAGAAAGACCAGGAUAUUGAUCCUCGAUGAAGCUACAGCUGCCAUUGAUCUGGAGACUGAUGACCUGAUUCAGUCCACCAUCCGCACACAGUUCGAGGACUGUACCGUUUUCACCAUUGCUCACAGACUUAACACCAUCUUGGACUACACAAGAGUUCUCGUAUUGGACAAGGGACAAAUAGCUGAAUUUGACACCCCAACAAACCUUAUAGGAAAGAAAGGAAUAUUCUACGGUAUGGCCAAAGAUGCAGGACUGGCAUAAUACCACGACUUGGGGUGUUUUCACACUUCGUUUCAGCCUCUCAGGUGGACUCAGACUAAUGACUCAGCAUUUUUGUGCACAUGUGAACACGCCAAACAAACUCAGGCCCAUCUGAAACUAACCAAAACUCAGACCACUAUAGGAGGUGGUCUCAGCAUGGUCUAUUUGUGGUUCUUUUCAAGGUCUACUUAAUUUGUGAAUUGUAAAUAUAAAGCUGCUCCAGUCUGCUUUGCAUUUUGCUGUACACUUUAAUACCUCAAGACUUGCCGUGCAUUGAUUCUACGCAGAUGGUGUGACUUCAGAGCAUACCUGGCUAAAAAGAAAUAGUAGACUGGUUUCUGGUGGUGUUUGUGGGAUUGUGUGGUCAGAGGAAAUCCUGUGUUCUUCUUACACCAGCUUCACAAAAAUGUAGCACAACAAAAUGAUAAACACUUGCAGAGGCCAUCAUGAAGAAAAUUACCCAUAAUCAGGAGUUGACAUAAAUGGUACACAAGUACGCAUUAACAGCAAAAGAUUAAAAUGCAUGGCAAUUUUGUCAUAACAGUCCAAAUGCCUGCCUAUUUUCAGGUAUGCUUUCCAUUAGGAAAAUUGCCAUGCAUUUUAAUCUUUUUGCUGUCAAUGCGUACUUCCAUACCACUUAUGUAAACCCCUGUCUGUAAUCCAAUGUUACAGCAGUGGAGUCUGAGUUCUAAAGGAGCUGCUCUGUGAACAAGUGGUCUGAGAUCUCAUCAAUGCUGAAAUGGACCAUAAAGGGAGCAGAGUCUCCUUUCAAGGCCACUUACAACGUGAGCACAAAAAGACUGAGUUCAUUUGCAGCUGGUUCAUUUUAAAAGAGCUACCUGAGGAAAACAUCCAUAAUCUGUACAAAGCCAACAGUGCCUUUUCAUAACUCAAACCAGUGAAUGUAUACUUUUAUAUGGAGUAGUUACCUGUAACCUGGAUCUUCUUUUUAUAUUUUUCUAAGAACUAUGCCACUGUAACUUCAAUGAGCACCAAGUUCAUGUUGACCUAAGCUUAUUUUUGUACUGUUAUUUAAGUUCCUUUAUAAAGUUUUUCUUUAAAAAAUUA